Rhododendron vialii is the source of this 2234-nucleotide messenger RNA. RefSeq names its product embryogenesis-associated protein EMB8. Bases 73 to 1797 code for a protein of 574 amino acids. NCBI's taxonomy places the organism in Eukaryota, Viridiplantae, Streptophyta, Magnoliopsida, Ericales, Ericaceae. The transcript is spliced from 14 exons. Gene Ontology annotation, molecular function: short-chain carboxylesterase activity; monoacylglycerol lipase activity. The record is from RefSeq and is a predicted model, not a curated record.
CCGGCCAAUCCUUGGGUUUGGUACUAUAUAAAUACUACAUAUUGGACACUUCACCAGUACCUGUUCAUCCCCAUGGACUGCUCGAGCUCUGUCGAGAGUUGCCAAUCGCCAUACCAGAUUCUGCUCACAGCAGCGUCUCUCAUACCCAUUUCCCACUACUUUUAUGGGUUCCUGUUCAUUUGUUUGGUUUUCCUCUACAAUUUCCUAGAGAUUCAUAUCAUUCAAGACCUUUUCACCGGGUUCAGAGGUCAGCCGGUGUGUUUGACCUUCAAUUCUUGCUCCGAUGUCUACCAAGAAGUUGUUUCCCAGUGUCGAAUUCUCCAUGGAAGGUAUUUGACAACUCCAUGGCUUUCUAGUCCUCAUAUUCAGACAGCAUUUUUGAGCUUAUUUGAUUGGCGUCCUGCCUUCCACUACAGAAGACAGCUAUUUCGUCUGUCUGAUGGUGGAACAAUUGCUUUGGAUUGGCUGAUGAGUUCCAAUGUUCCAGAGGCUUCCCUCCAAUUGAAAGAUACUAUUGCAGAAGAUGAUAAAACCCCCAUUGUAGUAGUGAUUCCUGGCUUGACAAGUGAUUCUGCCGAUGCUUAUGUAAAGCAUUGUGCUUUCAAGAUGGCAAAAUGUGGUUGGAAUGUUGUCGUCAGCAACCAUCGGGGGCUAGGGGGAAUAUCAAUUACUUCGGAUUGCUUUUACAAUGCCGGCUGGACGGAAGAUAUACGCAAAGUCAUCGACCAUCUCCAUCAUCGAUUCCCAGAAGCUCCACUUUUUGUUGUUGGAACUAGCAUUGGUGCAAAUGUUCUGGUAAAAUAUCUGGGCGAGGACGGAAUUAAUUGCCCGAUUGCUGGUGCUGCAGCUAUCUGUUCUCCUUGGGACCUUCUGAUAUGUGACAGGUUUAUUAACCGAAGGGCUGUUCAGAAGUUCUAUAACAAAGCUCUAACAUUUGGCCUAAAAGGUUAUGCUCAGUUGCACCGGCUUGUCUUAUCCCGUCUUGCAGAUUGGGAAGGCAUUUUAAAGUCACGCUCUGUUCGGGAUUUCGACAAUUAUGCGACUCGAGUCCUUGGAAAAUUUGAGACGGUGGAUGCAUACUACAGGCAUUCCAGUAGUAGUACUUUUGUAGGAAAUGUAAUGGUGCCACUUCUUUGCAUAAGUUCUUUGGAUGAUCCAGUCUGUACGAGGGAAGCCAUUCCUUGGGAUGAAUGCAGGGCAAAUAAAAACAUUGUUCUGGCUACCACUCGGCAUGGAGGACACCUGGCAUACUAUCAAGGGAUAACUGCGAAGAGUUUAUGGUGGGUAGGAGCCGUUCACGAAUUCUUCAGCGUUCUACACUCAAGUUCAUUAAUUUGCAGAAAAAAGGAGCCCCAGAUGCAAAGUUUCCACUUGAUCAGUCCUCCGGAAUCUUCAAUCGACCAAGGCCCAUACCUUAAUAUCACGGAAGAUGGAAUGGUGGCUGCAGUGUCCGAUGAGCAAACAAACAUAGAAGAGGAAAACACUGAGCCCAUGAUUCAGAGCGACAAGAACAAAGAUGUAAUUUCAGAAACACAGGGGAGUGAUUGCGUGAUGGGAGAAAGAACACAUUUGACGGAUGAAUCUCCCCAGCACCCAGGACAAGAUGUCAACGACAUAAUUAUACCUAAAAGAAGAUAUAUGGAUCAACUUUCCCGACAGAGCCGGAACUCAAUUUGGCUUCUAGCCUACAUUGCCCUCGUAACAACUUGGCCCCUUGUGGGACCAGCUCUUACACUGUUCUUCAAGAAAAGGUUUCGUAACGUCCUAGCAAGAAUCUCGCGAACAGCUCCAAGAUGAAUCCUACAAGUUUCGGGCUGGUUACUUGAAUCUUAUUCAAUGCUAUUUUGUACCUGCAAGAGGAAUAAUCACAAAGAACAUUGCAUUGUGGUCAUAUAAGCCUCUGCGUUUCUGCUGAAUGGAAUGAGAGGCUGAGCUCGAAGGGCCUUGGAUAAGAGUAGAAUAAUAAGUGACACCAAAUUAGACGGGCACCAGAUUCUUUUCGAGUGAAGUGAAGCAAGAAACCCAACUGCAUAUGUAUUACUUUUCACUUGUGGUGCUGUCGCAUGUCAAAAAUCGAAAUAGGGAUACAGCAUGGAAAGGAAGGAUAUGUUGUAAGCUGUUUACUUGUGGAAAAUAGCCGUGCGUGGAUACUAUCUUUUGCUUAUCCUCUGCAGACUGAAUCAUAAUUUUCACCGACAAUAGUUCUGUGAUUCUAUUUGGGUAGGCAUUCAACA